This is a messenger RNA of Sesamum indicum (sesame), 1560 nucleotides long. It is a transcript of the gene RPT1A, whose product is annotated as regulatory particle triple-A 1A. Gene Ontology annotation, molecular function: ATP binding; ATP hydrolysis activity. The record is from RefSeq and is a predicted model, not a curated record. NCBI's taxonomy places the organism in Eukaryota, Viridiplantae, Streptophyta, Magnoliopsida, Lamiales, Pedaliaceae.
AUGGCACCUGAACCUGAGGAUGAGAUCAAGGACGAGAAGAACCCUAGGCCCCUUGAUGAAGACGAUAUUGCCCUCCUCAAAACCUAUGGAUUAGGACCGUAUUCAACAAGCAUAAAGAAAGUUGAGAAGGAAAUCAAGGAGAUGGCAAAGAAGAUUAAUGAUUUAUGUGGUAUCAAGGAAUCUGACACUGGUUUAGCAGCACCAAGUCAAUGGGAUCUUGUAUCUGAUAAGCAAAUGAUGCAGGAGGAACAACCUCUUCAGGUUGCACGAUGUACGAAGAUCAUUAAUCCAAACACAGAGGAUGCAAAGUAUGUUAUAAAUGUUAAGCAAAUUGCCAAGUUUGUUGUUGGAUUAGGCGAUAAAGUUUCACCUACUGAUAUUGAAGAAGGCAUGCGUGUUGGUGUGGACAGGAAUAAAUAUCAAAUUCAGAUUCCUUUGCCUCCAAAAAUUGAUCCAAGUGUUACAAUGAUGACAGUUGAGGAAAAGCCAGAUGUUACCUAUAAUGAUGUUGGAGGAUGUAAGGAGCAGAUUGAAAAAAUGCGAGAGGUUGUUGAGCUGCCUAUGCUUCAUCCUGAGAAAUUUGUGAAGCUGGGAAUCGAUCCUCCAAAGGGUGUUCUGUGUUAUGGUCCUCCUGGUACUGGCAAAACUCUGCUAGCCAGAGCUGUGGCUAAUCGAACUGAUGCAUGUUUUAUUCGUGUUAUUGGGAGUGAACUUGUGCAGAAAUAUGUAGGUGAGGGAGCUCGCAUGGUUCGUGAACUAUUUCAGAUGGCUCGCUCUAAAAAAGCUUGCAUUGUAUUUUUUGAUGAAGUAGAUGCCAUUGGAGGUGCACGGUUUGAUGAUGGUGUGGGUGGAGACAAUGAAGUUCAGCGCACCAUGCUUGAAAUUGUGAAUCAGCUUGAUGGAUUUGAUGCUCGUGGAAACAUAAAAGUUCUAAUGGCGACCAAUAGACCUGAUACCCUUGAUCCAGCAUUGUUACGUCCUGGACGACUAGAUCGUAAAGUGGAAUUUGGACUGCCAGAUCUAGAAAGUAGGACUCAAAUAUUCAAGAUUCAUACACGCACAAUGAAUUGCGAGAGGGACAUCCGGUUUGAACUUCUCGCUCGGCUUUGCCCAAAUUCUACGGGAGCCGACAUAAGAAGUGUGUGCACAGAAGCUGGCAUGUAUGCCAUCAGAGCAAGAAGGAAGACUGUUACUGAGAAAGAUUUUCUAGAUGCUGUCAACAAAGUGAUUAAAGGCUAUCAGAAGUUCAGUGCAACACCAAAAUAUAUGGUUUAUAAUUGAUUCCCGUUUCUCAUUCAAUUUUCAGUAUGGCGUCGUAUGGGAGCCCAGAGUCACCGGACCCUCCAUUGGUAUUCUCUCUGACAACUAUACUAGAAGGAGAAGUUCUCUUUUAGCUUGGCUGCUAACUGAGAACUGUACCCAGUGGCUAUCUCUGGCUGUAGUGACAUUUAUUUCAUUUGGAAGUUCUCAGCAAUGUUGAGUUGUGACUCAUUUUGUACUGGAUUUUCCUUGAAUUCAUAAUGAUUAAUUGAUGAAAAUGAAAAUGAAUUUAUUGGGGCA